AUGGUCAAUAAAUCAAUGCUACCCUCACUACCACCAUCAUUAACAACUACCACCACUCCAACAUCAUCAUCCUCAUCCUCAUCCUCCAUAACAGCCUCAUUAGUGUCACAACAUUUUAGACCAUUCAAUAAUAUUAAUAAUCAAUAUGGAAAUGAAUGUUUAUUAUCACUUCCUACUUUACAAUUACCAUCAUCAUUUCAUUCACAACAACAACAACACCACUCAUCAUCAUUAUAUGAUAAUAGUAAUACAAUAAUAGAACAACAACAACAACAUUCAUAUCAACCUUAUGAUAGUUUUAAUUUUACUACUACCAAUAAUACCAAUAAUAAUAGUACUACAAAUGGUGAUACAUUUUCAUCAUCAAUUAAUGCUCAAAUAUUAUUUAAUAAUAAUAAUAAUUUGAAUAAUAAUUUGAAUAAUAAUAAUAGUAAUAAUAAUAUUAAAAUUGAGAAUGAUAUAAUUAGUAAUAAUAAUAAUGAAGAUAAUGUUGAUAAUAGUGCUAUUAAUAAUGAUAAUAAUGAAUUCCAUCCAAUAUCAUGUAAUAAUUGUAGACGUGUACACAAAUUUUGCGAUAGAAAAUUACCAUCAUGUGAAAGAUGUUCAACUAAAGGAAUGACAUGUGAAUAUAAAAUACCUAAGAGAAUGAGAUAUCAUAGAUCUGAUAAAUCUGAAAAGAAACAAAAAAUUGUAAAUAAUAUUUCUACUACUAUUAAUAAUAAUACUAUAAAUAAUAAUACUUCCAAUUAUAUUAAUAAUAAUAUAAAUAAAUCUAAAAUAUAUGAACAAGCCUUUAAUAAUAUAUUUUUAAAUGGUAUGAGAAUUGCAUUAUUAACAAAAGCAGGAUAUGGUGAUUAUGAAAUGGUUGAAGAUGCAGCUCUAAAUAUAACUUAUUUAACAGAACAUGAAUCUUUCCAAAUUUGUCCUGUUUUUGUUGUUUCAUAUAUAGCAUUAGCUAGUAGAGUACAUUAUCAUAUUGUUAAAAGAAUUGAACAAGGAUUAAGAAGUAAUCAUUUAAUUGGUUUAUUAAAUAAUAAUAAUAUUUUAUUAAAUUCAAAUAAUUUAAAUGUAUUAUAUCAUUUAUCUAAUAAUAAUAAUAAUACUAUAAAUGGAAGUGGAAAUGAAAAUUUAAUAAGAGGACCUGUUGAUUAUUAUGAAAUUAUAGAAAAAGAUUUAAAUGCAUUAAAUACAUUAAAAAAGAAAUAUAAAUUACCAGUUGAACAUUAUCAAUCUCUUAUUGAUGAUUUACAACAUUUAUUAAAUAGAUAUAAAAAUAAUUUAUUAAAUAAUAAUUUAUUAAAUAAUAAUAAUAAUUUAUUAUUAAAUAGUAAUUCAAGAAUGGAUACAUAUAUUAGUUGUGAUGAUAUUUUACAAAUGUUAUUAUACAGUACUCCAAAUACACCCAAUUCAAUAAAUUAA
This is a messenger RNA of Naegleria gruberi, 1419 nucleotides long. RefSeq lists its product as uncharacterized. The record is from RefSeq and is a predicted model, not a curated record. The transcript has 3 exons. Gene Ontology annotation, molecular function: DNA-binding transcription factor activity, RNA polymerase II-specific; zinc ion binding. NCBI's taxonomy places the organism in Eukaryota, Heterolobosea, Eutetramitea, Acrasida, Naegleriidae. Gene Ontology annotation, biological process: regulation of DNA-templated transcription. The coding region runs from base 1 to 1419 and encodes 472 amino acids.